Peronospora matthiolae is the source of this 1311-nucleotide messenger RNA. Lineage: Eukaryota; Oomycota; Peronosporomycetes; Peronosporales; Peronosporaceae. The record is from the annotation of a GenBank genome assembly.
AUGAUCGCGACCAACAUGAUCAAGGAUGUGCGAGUCCCUCUCAAGUCGGGUGGAGCAACUACAUGUCGAGGAUGUCAACAAGGGAAAAUGGUCCAAAAACCAUUUCCAAGCAACCGAGACAAGCGCAGCUACGAUACGUUUGUGCUGCUUCAUCUGGACAUCUGCGGGCCCAUGGAAAAGGAUUCGCUCGGUGGCAGCAAAUAUUUGCUGCUGAUCAUCGACGAAGCCAGUGGAUGCAUGAAGGGAUUUUGUCUACGAGUGAAAUCCAAGAGUGAAGACUACAUCCGGAAAUAUAUCACCAUGGUACAGACGCAAUUCUGUAAGAAGGUCAAGUUCGUGCGACACGACGGAGCUCGCGAGUUUGCAACCAACUCGCUUCAGCUGUUCUACGAAGACGAAGGCAUUGAACAGCAGACAACGGUGCCGUAUGCACAUCAAACAAACGGAACAGCAGAGCGUGCCAUUAGGACUAUUGUCACGAUCGGCCGCAGCAUGCUUCAUCAUGCCAAACUGGACAAGUGUUUCUGGGACGAAGCAGCGAUGACGGCCAUCUACGUCAAGAAUCGACUGCCGUCACCUAGAGUCGUGCACAAGACCCCGUUUGAGAUCGUCUACAACUUGAAACCAAGCGUCAAGCACAUGCGAACAUUCGGAUGUCAGACGUACAUACUGACGCCUAAAGAGAAUCGACUCAAGUGGGAUCCAAAGGCUCGCGCUGGCAUAUUCGUGGGCUACGAAGAAGUUUCAAAGGCAUAUCGUGUUUAUGACAUCGAGGCGGGGCAGGUGGUUAUCAGCCGCGAUAUCAACUUCGACGAGUCCACCUUUGGACUUCAACUGCCGAUCACUGAUGAAGAUGUCGAUGACCUGGACUUCGAAUUGCUGGAUCUUGAUGACGAAGAGCUGCGUCAAAUGGAGUACAAGCAAACAGGCAAGCGCAAGAACCGACUCAAUGAUGAAGAUACAGCAGCUCCACGACCGCGUGCAGUGCGUCAACGACCAGGACUAGAAGAGUCAAGCGCGCCGGAAAACAACUCGUCACGCCAAGAAGAAGACGAAGAAACGAAGGAUUCUGGUGAUUCAACACCGCCUGUGUUUUGGCGUGCGAGUGCAAAUGCCGUUGAAGCAGCAGUGGACUUAUCAGAGCCCUCAACAUUUGAAGCAGCAGUAAGCGGCCCUGACCAAGUGCACUGGAGAAAAGCAAUUCAUGCGGAGCUCGAGUCAAUGCGACUUCGUGGAGUGUUUCGUGCAACCAAGUUUGCCCAACGGACAGCGUGCCAUUGGUACCAAGUGGAUCUUCAUGAUCAAGCGUAA